Molecule: messenger RNA, 677 nt
Organism: Prorocentrum cordatum
Lineage: Eukaryota; Dinophyceae; Prorocentrales; Prorocentraceae
Source: the annotation of a GenBank genome assembly
CUCGAGCCGUGUUGGCCUCCAUCCCCGCAGCCCGCGCGCGCGCUCUCCUCAGAAGCCUCACCUCGCCCGCUUCCCAGAGCCCCGCGGCGCCCUCCGGACCCCAUGGCGCUCGCCUAUGUGGAGUCCCGCCUCGCGCCCCUCGGCAGCGCCUCCUUCCACGUCGCGGGCCUGCAGCCCCGCGCCCUGAAGCGCAGCCACAGCUACUCGGGGUACGCGCCCCACCGCCUCAGGCUGUCGCUCGACGACCUCGGGGGGGCGCGCGGUGGCGUCGCCAGCGCCCCCCUGCCCCGCGCGGCGGCCCGUGCCGCGCCCGCCGCCGAGGCCGGCGCCACGGCCUCCGGCCCGGGGGCUGGCGCCUCGGAGGCCCCGAGCAGCCCGAGGAAGUUCUCCUCGGAGGCGACCACGCGGGCGGAUAGCCUCGUCGGUGAGGAGAGCUCGCCGGAGUUGUGGCCCGACACGGACGACGACAGCGAGGAGUCCUACGAGUGGUCGCCCUGCAGCCGCCGGGGCGCCCCGGCCCCCAGCGCCGCGACCCUGCAGAUCCUCGCCACGACCCCGGCCGCCAGGGCCGCGUGCCACCGGGAGGCGGGCGCGGCGGCCCCUUAUGCGCCUGCGGCGCCCCCGGUCGCGCGGCCGCCGCACGGCUGCGCCGGAUGGGCGGGCGCAGCUGCUGGCGU